UUUGUGGCGAGAUUUUGAGAACGUAGGUAAAGUAAAUCUCGCGAGAAUUUCGACAGGAUAAGCGUAAACUUGCGCAAUGGUCGGCUAAUGCCGGAAGUCUACUUGUUCGGAGGCUUUUGCUGUCUGGUCGUGUAGAGCAGUUGUAUAGAAGUUUACUGGAGGAUAAUGCUAACUCGGCUGAAAGCAAAAUCGGAAGGGGAGCUUGCAAAACAGAUUUGCAGAGUUGUGUUGGAUCAUUUUGACAAACAGUAUUCUAAAGAACUUGGAGAUCCCUGGAAUACAGUAAGGGAUAUACUGACAUCUCCAUCACUGUGGCAAUAUGCUGUCCUCCUCAACCGAUUCGGUUACCAUUUUGAACUGGAAAAGGAUUUACAUUUGAAGGGCUAUCGCAGACUUUUUCAAGGGUCUUUACCCUACUAUCCUAAAUCAAUGAAGUGCUACCUCAGUGGAACUCCAGACCGAAUGGCUUCAGAAAAACAUCAAGUUGGAAAUCUGAAAAAAUACUAUCUUCUGAAUGCUGCUUCUCUUCUCCCAGUACUGGCUCUAGAAUUAAGGGAUGGGGAAAAGGUUCUGGAUCUGUGUGCUGCUCCUGGAGGUAAAUCAGUAUCUCUGUUGCAGUGUGCCUGGCCAGGUUUUCUUCAUUGUAAUGAAUAUGACAGUCUGAGAUGGAGAAGGCUGAGGCAGACAUUAGAAUCUUUCGUCCCACAGCCUUUGAGAAAUGUAAUUAAAGUAUCUGAGUUGGAUGGCAGAGAAAUAGGAGAUGCUCAGCCUGAAACAUUUGACAAGGUGUUAGUUGAUGCUCCAUGUUCAAAUGAUAGAAGUUGGUUGUUCUCUUCCGAUACUCAGAAGGCAACCUGUAGGAUACAUCAAAGGAGGAACUUACCUGUUCUACAGUUAGAACUCUUAAGGCUUACAAUGGGUUCCCACAGAGGCGUGGAAGAGUGCAGAAGGACUGUGCACGCUGGAGAUCCAAAGGAUCCUGUUGAAGGCCUGGAGCUCCCUGUAGUGUCCUGGGUGAGUACUUAUCAGGAGGCUGAAGGACCUUGUGAUGGAAGCCAGGAGACAGUUCAAGGUGAAGGUAAAGCCUGGAGCUCUUCCAAAGAAACAGAACUGAGCCUUUCUUCUUCAUUUUCCUUUUAUUCCAUUCAGGCAACAAGACUAUGGGUUGGUGCCAUUCACACCCAAGGGUGAGACUUCUGUCUUCAGUAAAUCCCUUAGUCAUACUCAGAACUAUGCUGAUCCAAUUUGGUUGGGCAUUUAUUACUCAACACAAUCAGUUAAUGAUCACAGGGAAUGGUAGAACCUUUAAUAGGUUGAAGCCUAGUGAGAAGUUUGACAUCAUUGGGAACAUGGCCUUGAAGAGGACUGAGAGACUCCAGACUUUUCCUCUGUAACUUCCUCACCAUGGGGCGAACGGUUUGGUGGUGCACCCCUCCCCACCAGAAGCCUAAAAGAGUAUGCCUGCUCAAUCGUAAAACUGAAAUGUCCAAAAAUGUAAGCCAAAAUAAACCUGUCUUU
Molecule: messenger RNA, 1518 nt
Organism: Heterocephalus glaber (naked mole-rat)
Lineage: Eukaryota; Metazoa; Chordata; Mammalia; Rodentia; Bathyergidae
Gene: Nsun3
Product: NOP2/Sun RNA methyltransferase 3
Biological process (GO): rRNA methylation
Cellular component (GO): mitochondrial large ribosomal subunit
Molecular function (GO): RNA methyltransferase activity
Source: RefSeq, a predicted model, not a curated record